AGCGCUCCAUUAUUGCUGCGCACUCCUUGGCGUCAACGUGGUGGCCUUGGUGUCGCCAAGGUUUUGUUUCCGGGUAGACUCUGUGAAAGAUGGAGCGAGCGCGCCCCCCAGAGGUCAGCCCUUCCCAGUACUACCCUACAGUUACAGUGAUGGAUAGCCAAAAUGCACACAUAAUCAUGGCGGAGAAUGAAACCCUGGAGUGUAUAACGGAGCACGAGCGAAUUCUCCAAGAAAUUGAGAGUACGGAUACGGCUUGCGUUGGUCCCACGCUUCGAUCAAUCUACGAUGACCAGCCAAAGGCCCACAUGCGCUUCAUGGAAAAGCUGGAUGCCAGGAUAAGGAAUCAUGACCGUGAGAUUGAGAAGAUGUGCAACUUCCACCAUCAAGGUUUUGUGGAUGCUAUCACAGAGCUUCUCAAAGUCCGCACUGAUGCAGAGAAACUUAUGGGCCAAGUGACAGAUACUAAUCGAAGACUACAAGAAGCUGGGAGGGAGGUUUCAGCUCAAACAGAGGAGGUGAUACGCUGUCGCAUCCAGCAGAGGAACAUGGCCACAACUGUGGAGAAACUCCACCUCUGCAUACCAGUCCUGCAAAUGUACAGCAAACUAAAGGAGCAACUGAAGUCCAAAAGAUACUAUGCUGCACUUAAAACCAUGGAACAACUGGAGAAGACCUACAUCCCUCGAGUAAACCAAUAUAGAUUCUGUCAGAUCAUGGCUGAAAACUUGCCCAGACUGCGGGAGGAGAUAAAGGAAAUCUCCAUGUCUGACCUAAAGGACUUCCUGGAGAGCAUAAGAAAACACUCAGAUAAAGUUGGAGAGACUGCCAUGAGACAGGCCCAACAACACAGAACCUUUAACAGUGCAGUAGCAAAGCAGGCCAGUCUGGGCCACUACACUAAGCCAUUGUACUCCCUCAAUUGGCAACAACACACGCACAACAGUCUCAUGAUGGACGAUGACGCAGAAGAUGAUGACGAUGCUGAUGAGGAGAUUCUUACAGCUCAGGAUCUUGUGGACUUCUCACCUGUUUACAGGUGUUUACACAUUUAUGCCGUGCUGGGAGACCGUGAAACGUUUGAGAAUUACUACAGGAAACAGAGGAAAAAGCAGGCCCGGCUAGUCCUGCAACCACAGGCUAACAUGCAUGAAACAGUGGAGGGUUACAGAAGAUACUUCAAUCAGAUCGUAGGAUUUUUUGUUGUUGAGGACCAUAUCCUCCAUGCCACUCAAGGACUCGUGACCAGAGUUUUCACAGAUGAAUUGUGGAAUAUGGCCUUGUCCAAGAUCAUCGCUGUGCUUCGCACACACUCUUCAUACUGUGAGGAUCCGGACCUGGUCCUGGAGCUGAAGAACCUUAUUGUCAUCUUUGCAGACACACUACAGGGUUUUGGUUUCACUGUGAAUCGACUGUUUGACCUGUUGUUUGAAGUACGAGACCAAUACAAUGAAACUCUAUUGAAGAAAUGGGCACUGGUAUUCAGGGAGAUCUUCGAAUUGGACAACUAUAGUCCGAUACCGGUGGAAACAGAGGACGAGUAUAAACUGGUAGUCAGUCGCUUCCCGUUUCACGACUCAGAGAUAGAGAAGCAGGAUUUUCCUAAGAAGCUGCCAAUGUCCCAGUCUGUGCCACAGAUAUAUAUGCAAGUAAAAGAGUUCAUUUAUGCCAGCCUCAAGUUCUCUGAAUCACUUCACCGCAGUUCAACAGAGAUUGAUGAUAUGUUGCGGAAAUCAACUAACCUACUGCUGACAAGAACUCUCAGCAGUUGUCUGCAAAACCUCAUCAAAAAGCCACAUAUAGGGCUGACUGAGUUGGUGCAGAUCAUCAUCAACACCACACACCUAGAGCAGGCCUGCAGGUAUCUUGAGGAGUUUAUAACAAACAUCACCAAUGUGUCCCCUGAAACAGUGCACACUGCAAGACUAUAUGGCUUGUCUACAUUUAAGGAUGCCCGUCAUGCUGCAGAAGGAGAAAUCUACACCAAAUUGAACCAGAAAAUUGAUGAGUUUAUCCAGCUAGCUGACUAUGAGUGGAGCAUGGCUGAGUCUGAUGGUCGGGCCUCAGGUUAUCUCAUGGACCUGAUAAAUUUCCUACGAUCCACAUUUCAAGUCUUCACACACCUUCCGAAUAACAACAAUGACCAUGCGUCGAUGUCGGGUAAAGUGGCCCAGACAGCUUGUAUGUCAGCCUGCAAGCAUCUGUCCACAUCUUUGAUGCAGAUGUUGCUGGACACAGAACUGAAACAGAUCAGCAUGGGUGCCAUUCAGCAAUUCAAUUUAGAUGUCAUUCAGUGUGAAUUGUUUGCCAGUUCAGAGCCUGUUCCAGGUUUCCAAGGAGACACACUGCAGCUGGCUUUUAUCGACUUAAGACAGCUCCUGGACCUGUUCAUGGUGUGGGACUGGUCAACCUACCUCGCAGACUAUGGUCAGCCAACCUCCAAGUACCUUAGAGUAAACCCAUCCACAGCCCUGACUUUACUUGAGAAGAUGAAGGAUACCAGUAAGAAGAACAAUAUCUUUUCUCAAUUCAGGAAGAACGACAGAGACAAGCAAAAGCUUAUCGAGACUGUGGUCAAACAGCUAAGGAGCUUGGUCAAUGGCAUGUCUUCGUAAGGUCAUGCAUACAUUUAUGUCACUCACUCAAUCAUAGUUCCACACACACUGAAACUGCCCAGACUCAGUCAGGCCAGCACUUGCAACCUAUACAGUAAAUUAAAUCAUCCACUCCAAGAAAUAUAAAAACACAUAGUUCAAACGCAGCGAGCCUGAUUUGCUUAUGAUUUGCCUGUGCUUAAAGGGGCACUGACUUGAUCGCUUCAAACUUGAUUUUGAGUUUGGGGUGCUCUUCUAAAUAUUCCAUGGUGAAACCGUCGGAGCUACAUAAAGUUCAAAACUUCUCCCCAACUUUUACACAUAUUGGCAACAGAGAGCUCAAUGUCAGAACAAGUGACCAUGCAAUUUAGCACCCGCUAUUUGGGAUCUAAGUACGGCUCAUUAGACUCAAGCAACUUGACACACACAAGGUGAUUAGUACAAGAUGUACAAGGUCAGCAGUGACCAGAGUCCCAAUACUGUAUCUCCAAAAAACAAUAAUUUUAAUUCCUACAAUAAUAAUAAUAAUAAAGUUUGGGUUUUUUUUUUUCUUCAAGUGUGCAAUCUUUAUACAAGCAAAAAAAUUACUGUGACAAUGAUUUUAAUGACGGGAAAAGACCAAAAAUGAAUGGGAGAUGUUCUUAUGUGCAUUUCAAUUUGAACUUCGAAAUCCAUGGGGAACCACCUUUCAAGCUUUAUUUUGAAGACAAAGUUAUGUUGCAUUUUCUUCUGAUGCCAUUUUGUCACAAAAUAUAAAAUGUUGACUCUUUAAAAUACAUCCAUCAAAUGUACAGUCUUUGUCUGGACAGAUUUCUACAGGGGAUGAAAAGAAUGUUUGGUCUUUCAUGUCUAUAAUGUACAGAAAAAUGGCCACAUGUUCUUAAAAAAAGAUCCUAUCCUAAAAAAAGAACUAUCCCUUUCUUAAAUGUUCAUUACUUUUCCUGUUUAUUGUUUUAAGUUCAGCCCAAUAUUUUAAUGUUUGUUGAUUGUAAAAUGGAUCUUUACCAACAUGCUAACCUCCUCUUGUAAGGUUGUUUAAAUGAAUGGCUGAUGCAUUAAAGGGAAUGGCUUAAUGUA
Messenger RNA from Syngnathoides biaculeatus (alligator pipefish), 3668 nucleotides. RefSeq names its product exocyst complex component 6 (gene exoc6). The record is from RefSeq and is a predicted model, not a curated record. Gene Ontology annotation, biological process: intracellular protein transport; exocytosis; Golgi to plasma membrane transport. NCBI's taxonomy places the organism in Eukaryota, Metazoa, Chordata, Actinopteri, Syngnathiformes, Syngnathidae. Gene Ontology annotation, cellular component: membrane; exocyst. The transcript has 24 exons. The coding region runs from base 90 to 2612 and encodes 840 amino acids.